This is a messenger RNA of Acipenser ruthenus (sterlet), 3185 nucleotides long. RefSeq names its product myotubularin-related protein 8-like. Bases 174 to 2090 code for a protein of 638 amino acids. The transcript is spliced from 14 exons. The record is from RefSeq and is a predicted model, not a curated record. Gene Ontology annotation, biological process: negative regulation of autophagy; dephosphorylation. NCBI's taxonomy places the organism in Eukaryota, Metazoa, Chordata, Actinopteri, Acipenseriformes, Acipenseridae. Gene Ontology annotation, molecular function: phosphatidylinositol-3,5-bisphosphate phosphatase activity. Gene Ontology annotation, cellular component: nuclear envelope.
CGAUACAAAUCUCCCCGAUCAGCUGACCAGGGUUGUACACAGUCAAUAUGGCGGUGUGGCCAAGACAGAUUUCCUGAGGAAAUUUUGAGUGGGAAUACAUGUUAAACAGAAUAAAACAUUACAAGCUGAAGGCACUCUGGAUCAGGCACCAGGGGAAAUAACUUUACACCGAAAUGGAUCACAUUAACACACCAAAGGUUGAACAAGUCAAGUUACUUGACAGGUAUACCAAUAAGAAGCCUGCAGCUGGAACUCUGUACUUGACUGCAACCCAUCUGAUCUAUGUAGAGACUUUGGCAGACGUCCGCAAAGAAACCUGGAUUCUGCACCACCACAUUGCCACUGUUGAGAAGCUUCCUCUAACCACCACUGGCUGUCCUCUGUUGAUUCACUGUAAGAACUUUCGGGUCGUACAUUUUAUUAUUCCCCGGGAACGAGACUGUCAGGAUGUGUACGUGUCUCUGCUCAAACUGUCCCAGCCAGCAAAACCCGAAGAGCUCUAUGCUUUCGUGUACAACCCUAAGCAGAAUGAGGCAGACAGAGGAGUUAGCUGGAGUACCAUUGAUUUAAAAGUAGACUACCAGAGAAUGGGGUUACCCAAUGAUUACUGGGAGAUAACUGACCUAAAUAAGAGCUAUGGGAUUUGCAGUACCUAUCCUUCUGAGCUCGCAGUUCCCAAAACCGCAAGCAAGACUACAAUAGUGGGGAGUUCAAAGUUCAGGAGCAGAGGACGGUUUCCUGUGCUGUCCUACUUUUACAAGGAGAAUAAUGCUGCUAUCUGCCGGUGUAGCCAGCCGCUGUCUGGUUUUACUGCUCGCUGUGUGGAGGAUGAGCAGAUGCUGCAGGCUAUCAGCGAUGCAAACCCAGGGAGCCCCUUCAUGUAUGUGGUAGACACAAGGCCAAAGUUGAACGCAAUGGCCAACAGAGCUGCUGGAAAGGGAUACGAGAAUGAAGAUAAUUACUCCAACAUUCAUUUCCAGUUCGUCGGUAUUGAAAAUAUACAUGUGAUGAGGAACAGCCUUCAAAAGCUGAUGGAAGUGUGUGAAAUGAAAUCUCCCUCGAUGAGCGACUUCUUGACAGGCCUGGAGAAUUCUGGCUGGCUGCGUCAUAUUAAAGCUAUGAUGGAUGCAGGUGUUUUCCUAGCAAAGGCAGUUGCAGAAGAAAAAGCCAGUGUUUUGGUGCACUGUUCUGACGGCUGGGAUCGCACUGCACAGGUCUGCUCCCUGGCCAGUCUCCUCCUGGAUCCAUACUACAGGACAAUCAGAGGCUUCAUGGUUUUAAUAGAAAAAGAGUGGAUAUCUAUGGGUCAUAAAUUUUCGCAAAGGUGUGGGCAGUUAGAAGGGGACCCCAAAGAGGUGUCUCCGGUGUUCACCCAGUUCAUUGAGUGCCUCUGGCAGCUGAUGGAGCAGUUCCCAUGUGCGUUCCAGUUCAAUGACAGAUUCCUGCUGGAAGUCCACGAUCAUGUAUACUCUUGCCAGUUUGGGAACUUCAUUGGGAACUGCCAGAAAGAAAGGGAGGAUUUAAAACUCCAUGAAAGAACCUAUUCAGUGUGGCCCUUUCUUCUGGAGAAGACAAUGCAAUACCUGAACCCAGUGUACAGAGGCUCCUCUGCAUUUGGCGUGCUGCAGCCCAACACGCUGCCUUUCAACUUCAAGUUUUGGUGUGCAAUGUAUAACCGUUUUGACAAAGGAAUGCAUCCAAAGCAGUCGAUUCUGGAUCACAUGCUUGCCUUGAUCAGCCAAAAAUCCGACGGGGAAGGGAAAGUAAUUGAACUUCAGAAUAAGAUAGGAGGUGGUUGUGGAGCCCUGACAAAGGAAGCCAACAAUCUCUCGGAUGCCCAGAACUCCCUUUCCCUCUCCACUCCCAAUAUCCCUCAGGACUGUGCAGGAGAGCCUGAAGUUUCUCUGACCAAUGGCACAGCAGGGAUGAAAGAGGAACUUUCUUCUGAUAGGUCCAGAGAACAGGAGGAGUCAAAAAUAGAAUCUCAUAAUUCAUUCAGCAAUGGCGAGACUCCGGUUCCCGUCAUCUCCAAGUCCAUCGCACAAGCAGAGGGCGUCUCUGUGGUUUCCAGUACUGCUGCUGAUGAGUAACCCUGGCAGCCUUACCUAACACUGGGGGUUUCGUUAGUCAGCAGAUACAAAGAGCAGGUGGGAACCCAGUAGCUGUUUGCACGUGGAGCUUUUCAUCCAGUAUUAAUUAUCUGCUGCAUUUUACUGUCUUAACAAAAGUGCCCUUGUGAACUACUCCUUAAUGACUUGCGUGUGUGAACAUCCAAACUUUGAGGUUAUAAUUGACCUCAGCAAUGUUCAGAAAACAUGAAACACUACAUUCAUAAGCAGGGGUCUAAGAGUCGGCGAUGUAAAAGUGAUACAGGUUCAAAUACGGUAUGACGGUGUUAAAGCUGGUCUGCUUCCAUUUAAAAAAAUAAAAUGAUUGAAUACCAGAGAAAUGCACAAAGUUUCAGCUAUUUUCUGCUUCUUAUACUAGUGAAAAAAAGCACUUGCAGGAAAACAUUUUCCGGGAGCACAAAAUAUGUUUAAUAUUACUAAAGGGAAUAAAUUCCAGAUAUAGGGAGGGACCAAUUGUUAUUAUUUUUUCAUAUAACAGAUUGUGUUAUAUUUUGGAACUGCCAAAUUAGCAUUGCUGUUACAGUGUAGCCAAAAUGUUUGAGUGACUAACUAGCUUACUGUGUACUAACAGUAUUUAAGUGAUGUUGAGAUCAUUAGGAUAGUCUGUCUGCUGUUCUAUGCAAUGCCACAUUUUCAUCUUAAAGACUAAAUCUCGUUUAGAUGCAUGUAUCCUAUGGGUAAUGCCAAAGUGCAAUUUUAAUACGUUCUUAAUAAUGCAAUCUAUUCUUUUUAUUAUAUAGCUCACAUGCAUGUAAAGCAAGUGUCAUGACAUUUACAAGGGGAGAUAUAAAGUAUACCUAUACCAUAUUUGUAUCCAAACUUCCUGACUUAAGUUUGUGUCUCGAUAUGAUUAGCCAUUUUUGCUCCAUUUCAGUUGAAUAAAAGACACAAUAGAUAAACAACAUUAACGUCUUCAGAAACGGAAGCAUUCGGCUUUGGGUAUUGCUACUUUAAUGUGAAGUCCUUGUAGUCCACAUACAGAGAAAUUGAAUUUCUAAGCUGCCUGUUAUGCUGUCUCUAGUAGAUCGAUGCUCCCUCGCUGCUAGUAUAUUGCAA